Messenger RNA from Penicillium angulare, 1206 nucleotides. Its product is annotated as phosphopantothenate--cysteine ligase CAB2. Gene Ontology annotation, molecular function: phosphopantothenate--cysteine ligase activity. Gene Ontology annotation, cellular component: cytoplasm; nucleus. NCBI's taxonomy places the organism in Eukaryota, Fungi, Ascomycota, Eurotiomycetes, Eurotiales, Aspergillaceae. The transcript has a single exon. The record is from RefSeq and is a predicted model, not a curated record. The coding region runs from base 1 to 1206 and encodes 401 amino acids. Gene Ontology annotation, biological process: coenzyme A biosynthetic process.
AUGACUCUACUCGGCGACAUGGAGCCCGCGGAAGCUGAAUCCGUCUACUUCAGCGAAUACUCAGCACCAAAGGCUCUUCCCAGGCAUGAAGCGCUCGCCCGAGCCUUCAUCGAUCUGCACGUAGAAGACAACCGACGUGUGGUCCUAGUCACAUCAGGCGGAACAACAGUCCCCCUAGAGACACAGACAGUGCGCUUCAUCGACAAUUUCUCCGCAGGAACCCGUGGAGCCACCUCCGCGGAGUAUUUCCUGCAGCAAGGUUAUGCAGUCAUCUUCUUACAUCGACAGUACAGUUUGCUUCCGUAUUCGCGACACUACAGCCAUUCAACGAACUGUUUCCUUGAUUUUAUGGAUGAGGCGCCGCCGACUGCUGACUCGGCUAAUCCGGAUCAUGGAUCCAUUGUUGUUCGGAGCGAGUAUCAGGAUGAGAUGCGUGAUGUUUUGCGCAAGUACAGAUAUGCUAAGCAGAAUAAUCGGCUGCUUUUGUUGCCUUUCACUACAGUCGCGGAGUACAUGUUUGAAUUACGGGCUUUGGCUAAACUGAUGCGCCCUCUUGGUCCGAAUGCGCUGUUUUAUCUUGCCGCUGCUGUAAGCGAUUUCUUUAUUCCGAGAAGUCGGAUGGCAGAGCAUAAGAUUCAGUCGCAGGAGAUUCCUGCUCAUCUGCAGGGUGAUCCGGUCACUGAAUCGGAAGAGAUAUACACCGGUGAGAAUGAGACUCAACCGCCGAAGAAUCAGAAGAAGCUCGUUGUCAAUCUCGAUCCCGUUCCAAAGUUCUUGCAUCGUCUGGUUGAUGGUUGGGCGCCCGAUGGAGCUAUGGUUGUUUCGUUUAAACUCGAGACAGACCCGUCUCUACUGGUGUACAAAGCGCGCACGGCAUUGCAGCGCUACUCCCACCACUUGGUUAUUGGAAACUUGCUCUCCACGAGGAAGUGGGAGGUUGUUUUUAUUACACCUGAUCCGCCACAUGAACGUUGGAUUCGCGUUCCCAAGGCCCGUCGGAGCAAGAGUAUCUCUGGUGUGGAAGAUCAAGUUGGGCUUGCGGAGAUCCAAAAGGGCGGAAGUGCUCAAAAACAAAAAUCACAAACGGAUGAAGUGCCUCCAAGUGAUGAAACUCGGAAUGGUGUCGAGAUUGAGAGUUUGAUCAUUCCCGAAUUGGUUAAACUACAUGACAAAAUGAUUGAGAAGAAGACUCAGAAGACUGAGUAA